Molecule: messenger RNA, 366 nt
Organism: Telopea speciosissima
Lineage: Eukaryota; Viridiplantae; Streptophyta; Magnoliopsida; Proteales; Proteaceae
Exons: 1
Coding region: 1-366 (121 amino acids)
Source: RefSeq, a predicted model, not a curated record
AUGGAUCCUAAUGUCAAACUUGUUGCCGAAGAGGGAGAUGUUCUUGAUGAUCCAGAGCAAUAUAGAAGACUUGUUGGGAAGUUCAACUAUUUGACGUUCACCAGACCCGAUAUUGCUUUCCCAGUAAGUGUUGUGAGACAAUUUUUGCCAUCUCCUUGGACUCCUCAUUGGGAUGUUGUUAUACGAGUUUUGAGAUACCUCAAAAAGGCUCCAAGGCGUGGAUUAGUAUAUGCUAGUCAUGGACAUGGGAGAGUCGAAGGGUUCUCAGAUGUAGAUUGGGCUGGAUCACCUGUUGAUAGGAGAUCAACUACAGGUUAUUAUGUGUUUAUGGGAGGUAACCUUGUCUCCUGGAAGAGCAAGAAAUAG